GUUAAUUUUAUGAAGCGCAGCAAAAUGGCCGACGUUCCAAGCAAUGCUCCACAAAGUUGUCCUGGCACCAGUAGUAAAGAUGCUGGUAAAGCAUCUGCCUGUGGAGGAUGUCCAAAUCAGUCGAUCUGCAGUAUUGCUGCACCAGGUCCAGAUCCGGCAAUCCUGCAGAUAAAGGAGAAGCUAUCGACUGUGAAACACAAGAUUAUUGUGUUGUCAGGAAAGGGCGGAGUCGGGAAGAGUACGUUCACUGCUCACUUGGCGCAUGGUCUGGCCGCAGAUCCCAACAAACAGGUGGCUGUUCUGGACAUUGAUAUCUGUGGACCUUCCAUCCCCAGAAUCAUGGGUUUAGAGGGAGAACAGGUUCACCAAAGUGGUUCGGGCUGGUCCCCUGUGUAUGUAAAAGACAACUUAUGUGUGAUGUCGAUUGGGUUUCUUCUCGGUAGUCUGGAUGACGCUGUCAUAUGGCGAGGACCGAAGAAGAAUGGUAUGAUCAAGCAGUUUCUGCGAGAUGUUGACUGGGGCCAGGUGGAUUAUCUGGUGGUGGACACGCCCCCCGGCACGUCUGACGAGCACCUGUCAGUCGUACAGUAUCUUAGUGAGACCAACGUGGAUGGGGCCAUCAUGAUCACCACACCUCAGGAAGUGUCUCUGCAGGAUGUGAGGAAGGAGAUCACAUUCUGUCAGAAAGUGAAGCUGCCUCUACUCGGAGUGGUGGAGAACAUGAGUGGAUUCGUCUGUCCAAAGUGUACAAAACAAUCUGAGAUCUUUCCUCCGACCACCGGCGGUGCAGUCAAGAUGACAGAAUCACUCAACAUACCUUUUCUGGGGAAGCUUCCUCUCGACCCAAGAAUAGGUCAGUGUUGUGACGAAGGGAAGUCCUUCCUGGAAGAGAUCCCAGACUCUCCCGCUUCUAAAGCCUUCACGGAGAUCAUACACAAAAUCACCGAGACUUGUAACAAGCUAAGCAAAGGGAAGGAAUCCGAAACAGGUGAACAAAUGGAUACAAGCUGAAAGGAGUUGUCUUCCAUGUAUUACAAUAUUAACUGCACAUUCAGCCAGUCAAAAUAAAAGACGAAACUUGUUUACCGUACAGUAUCAAAUAGUGCACAAUAAAUUAAUGUGUAAAUAAAGCCACUUUGAUAAAUGUCAAGACUUCAUGCUACAUAACAUUCAUUUCAUAGAACAUUUAAUAAAGUAGUUAUAAAAGAAA
Gigantopelta aegis is the source of this 1210-nucleotide messenger RNA. RefSeq names its product cytosolic Fe-S cluster assembly factor nubp1-B-like. Gene Ontology annotation, molecular function: 4 iron, 4 sulfur cluster binding; ATP-dependent FeS chaperone activity; ATP binding. Gene Ontology annotation, biological process: iron-sulfur cluster assembly. Gene Ontology annotation, cellular component: cytosol. The coding region runs from base 10 to 1011 and encodes 333 amino acids. The record is from RefSeq and is a predicted model, not a curated record. The transcript has 11 exons. Lineage: Eukaryota; Metazoa; Mollusca; Gastropoda; Neomphalida; Peltospiridae.